This is a messenger RNA of Plasmodium knowlesi strain H, 1464 nucleotides long. Its product is annotated as chromatin assembly factor 1 P55 subunit, putative. Gene Ontology annotation, cellular component: nucleus. The record is from RefSeq and is a predicted model, not a curated record. The transcript is spliced from 4 exons. Gene Ontology annotation, biological process: regulation of gene expression. NCBI's taxonomy places the organism in Eukaryota, Apicomplexa, Aconoidasida, Haemosporida, Plasmodiidae. Gene Ontology annotation, molecular function: histone binding. Bases 1 to 1464 code for a protein of 487 amino acids.
AUGAAAAAGCAGGCGAACCACCUGAACGCCCUAAAUGACAUUAGCAACCAAAAUGAGGACACGAAGCACAACUACGUGAAUUCCAGUGUGGACAACCACAAAUACUGGCAGUACAACACCCUCCUGCUUUACAAUGUGAUUAUGAUAUACACAUGCGAAUGGCCCUCUCUCUUUAUCGAGUGGGUGCCCAACGUGUGGAGGAGUGACGAUGAUGUUUACAACCAAGACCUCAUCCUGGGUACGUACACCACGGAGAAGAACAACUACAUAUUGAUUCUGGAGGUAAACCUCCCAAGUGAAGAAUUGUCGCACUCCAAUCUCUACUAUGAAAAGAUAAACAAUUACCGACACAACACCACCAACGAUACGAGCAGAAAUUUCAAAAUGAAAAAUAAAAUUUAUCACGAAUGUGAAAUUAACAAAAUUACUUGUAGUCCCCAAAACAAGGAUGUGAUUGCCUGCUUUUCCUCCGACGGAAAUAUAAAUAUAUUAAAUUUAAGUAAUUACAAGUAUGAAGAAAAUGAAGGGAAAAAUAAUUCCGCUGUGACAUUUGAUUACACACUUAAGGGUCAUCUGUACCAGGGAUGGGGUAUUCAAUGGGGCGUAGAUAACAAUUUAAUAUCUUCCUGUGCUGACGAUUCAUAUUUAUGUAUAUGGGAUAUAAAUGCAAGUGCUUACUGCGCGACGAGCAGUUCCAAUGUGGUUGCUCCACCUGUUACUGGAAGUGGUGGUGUAAAUACCAUCGGAGGGGUCACCACAGACGGUGCAACUGCACCGAGCGGAGGGAACUCCACAACGACUGGACCUUCCGGUGGUGAUUUCGCCAACAUCAGUUCAAACAAGGAAAACUGCAAAGGAGUAAUACAACCAUUGAUAAAAUUUUUUAAUAACAAUGUGCCUCUGCAAGAUUGUUGCUGGAAAGACAAUAAUGUGUUGACAGUAUCGGAUAACGGACACAUACAUAUAUACGAUAUUAGGAAUAGGAGUGCAGUGAGUUCCAUCAAGGCUACCAACUGCACUUUGAACUCCAUCGAUGUGAAUCCACACAAUAAAAAUAUCUUCGCGACUGGUGGCACGAACAAAGAAAUUGACUUGUGGGAUAUUCGAUACACGAACAAAUCUCUGCACAGAAUAAUAUCUCAUAAGGAAACUAUUAUAAAGCUACAGUGGGACAAAUACCAGCCCGGAAUUUUGUCUUCCUCUUCCAGUGAUAAAUACAUUUAUUUUUUUGAUACGAAUAGAAUUGGUAUUGAGCAGACAUAUGAGGACUCGCAGGAUGGCCCCCCCGAACUCAUUUUCAUCCACGGUGGGCAUGCCUCCAAUAUCCUAGACUUCUCUCUAAACUCGUCCUACUCAAUGAUGAUCUCCUCCAUCAGCGAAGACAACACGUUACACAUAUGGCAGCCCUCCAGACAGGCCUACGAGGAUGCCUCAGACACAUACGAUGACACCGAAGUGGAAUAG